This is a messenger RNA of Mangifera indica (mango), 1262 nucleotides long. RefSeq names its product NAC domain-containing protein 90-like. The transcript has 3 exons. Gene Ontology annotation, molecular function: DNA binding. Bases 123 to 920 code for a protein of 265 amino acids. NCBI's taxonomy places the organism in Eukaryota, Viridiplantae, Streptophyta, Magnoliopsida, Sapindales, Anacardiaceae. The record is from RefSeq and is a predicted model, not a curated record. Gene Ontology annotation, biological process: regulation of DNA-templated transcription.
UUUGCCUUCUUGCCUAACUUUUCAUCAUUUCUCUCCCUGAUUUCCCUCUAUUUAUAAGCACCCUCCAUUAAUGAGAUGAAAAAUAUAUAUAUUAGCAGACUUUAAACUUCAUCUUCUUCAUCAUGGUAGAGGAUAUGCCACCUGGGUUUCGUUUUUACCCAACUGAAGUUGAAUUGAUUUCCUUCUAUCUUCAUCACAAGCUUCAUGCUAACCCAGAGGACUUCAACCGGAUUAUGGACCAGGUUAUACCUGUUGUAAAUAUUUACGACUUCAAUCCUUGGGAACUUCCACAAUUUUCACAAUACCUGUGCCACAAAGAUCCUGAACAAUGGUUCUUCUUCGUUCCGAGACAAGAGAGUGAAGUACGAGGAGGGAGACCAAACAGACUGACAACUGAAGGAUAUUGGAAAGCCACUGGGUCACCUGGUUUCGUUUACACUUCAAAUCGUGUGGUUGGAGAAAAAAGAACAAUGGUUUUCUAUAGGGGAAGAGCUCCAAAUGGAAGAAAAACUCAGUGGAAAAUGAAUGAAUACAAAGCCAUUGAACGAGAAGCAUCAACAUCGGCAAGGCAAGAUUUCAGUUUGUGCAGGGUGUACAAGAAAUCGAAAUUCUUGCGGGCCUUUGACCGGCGUCCACCUCUAACACUUCCACCGCUUCGACUGAGAGCAGUAAUCGGCGAGUCAAGGGGUCAGCAAGUUGAAGAUCAUCGUGGUGAUGAGGCGACAAACUCUCAUCAUCAUCAGACUAGUUCUCCAAUAUGUAUGGUAGAGAGAACAAACUCACUAGAUAGUUCAUCCUCAGUAGAUCACCAUGGCCAGACCUCUCAAAAUGAUAAAAGUAACAGCAUGGCAGUGGGUUCUGAUUCUGUUCAACUGUCGUGGGAUUUGGAUCAAUGGGAUUUGCUCUGCAGCAUGCCAUAGAAGAAAUUAAUCUAAUUAAUGGAGUUGCUUUGGUGGAGAUAGUACUUUGGUCUUACACAUACUCUACAGAUCACUAGUUGCACAUGUGUCCAAUGAGAUCAGUCUCCAACAUCUCUACACCCUAAUCAUGUGCAAACAUGAGAAUAAAUUGAUCUCAUAUAAAUGAAACUACUUAGGAUAUGUGUUUUCAUAUAAAAACAUGCAUACACUCAAGCUAGGCUCGUAAUUAGGUUUCAUCCUUAGCGAGGUAAUCUCUGAUGCCAUUUUAUAUUAGUGCACCUUAUAUGUCCCUAUAAUCGUUUGAGACAUUGCUAUGAAUGAUUUAGUAUAAACCUUGAACUA